Molecule: messenger RNA, 3250 nt
Organism: Calliphora vicina (urban bluebottle blowfly)
Lineage: Eukaryota; Metazoa; Arthropoda; Insecta; Diptera; Calliphoridae
Gene: Cep97
Product: centrosomal protein 97kDa
Exons: 12
Coding region: 183-2681 (832 amino acids)
Molecular function (GO): protein binding
Source: RefSeq, a predicted model, not a curated record
AGGAAAAUGAAAAGGUUAUUUUGGAUUUGUCUCGCAAGCAAUUGAAGAAGGUGCCAAAGCAAGAAGACGCUCAAAAUGUUCGUACUUUACUUUUGGAGGAAAAUGAAUUGCAAAAAAUUGAUAAUAUCGAUUCAUAUCUUAAAAUUGAAAAGUUGUCUUUAAGCAAAAAUCAAUUAUUACGCAUGUAUGGUGUUUGCCGUCUACACUGCCUACGAGAUUUAAAUCUUUCCUUCAAUGGCAUACUGUCGAUUGAAGGUCUGAAGGAGUGUGUUCAUUUGCGUUAUUUGAAUCUGGAGGGCAAUAAUAUAAAGACAAUUGAGCAUUUGAAUACAAAUAUAAAAUUGGAAUUUUUGAAUUUAGCUGAAAAUAGUAUUGGGAGUAUAUCGGAUAUUUCAUUUUUAAAAAGCCUUAAGGAGUUGUAUUUGCAUGGCAAUCGUUUAACACAUUUGAGACAAUGUGACAAAUAUUUACCAACUUCAUUGGAAGCCCUUACUUUGGCUAAAAACAAUAUAAGUGAUCUCAAUGAAAUUUGUUCAUUAACUAAUCUUAUUAAUCUAAAUAGUUUAACGAUUAACGAAAAUCCUUGUGUCUCAAUGACGGCUGGACCAGAUGGUUUCGAUCAUAGACCAUUUGUUUUGAAUUGGUGUCUAAGUUUAAAAAUUAUUGAUGGCUUUGUGGUGGAUCCAAUUGAAAGUCUUAAAGCCGAAUGGUUAUAUAGUCAGGGUCGUGGGCGCAGUUUUCGUUUGGGCGAACAGGCUCCUUUGGCCAAGUACUUGAGUUCAGUGUGCCCGCUAAUUGGUAAAGCGUUGGAAAAUGAGAAUGAGCGCAAGCUACGUUUAAUACUUAGCAAAGCCCAACAUCAUCAACGUCAAUUGCAAGAGGAAAUUUCUGAACAUUCAAAUCCAUCUGCUAAUAAUUCACCAUCUUCGGGUCGUAAAAAGCCAGCGAGUCGAAUACAGUCUCCUAGGUUUUCUCGUUUGAGCGGACGCCAGGGUUCACCGGAUUCUAUGGUAAACAGUUAUCAUGGUAAUACAACAAAUGAACAAGUGGCCAAUGCCAAUCAUUUAGUCCAGAUGACAACUUCAUUAAUAGAAAAUAUUAAAAAUUGUGAUACUAUAAUGUCGCAGACUAUAGAUGGCUCUAAUGUCAACAGUUCAAAUUCUAAAAUGAAUAACUCGCAAGAUUCAACACCUCGCACUAUAACGCCUAAUCCCUAUAAUGGAGGACCUUUAAAUGCUGCCUCAAAGAUGGUCCCUGUACCAGAAACUCUCAUGAGUCCAGAUGUUUGUCCAGUUUCGGUGGCUCAAAGAGUUACGGUCUCAGCUAUAAAUACUCAAAUACAACAGACCAAAAUAAACAAAAACAAAGAUAAUCGCUUAAAUUCUCCAAAAAUGCGUAGUCCACAUUUAAAACGCAACACCGCGGAACGUAGUCCAGUAAUGAGUCCAAGAAAAACGAAUUCACAUUCCAGCACCGCGAAUACUGCACAGCACCAUCAAACGAACACAAAGAAUGUAGGAAGUCAACAGCAACAACAUGCAUCGCACAUUGAUCAUCAAAUGAAAUCGAAAUUUAUUAGCAAUUCAAUGCACGUAGCUGCACCGGAUGAUUGUUCCGGUGGUGGCAGUUCAGACGAUGACAGUGAUAAUAUAAAUGUUGACAAACUGAAAACUAUACGUAAUAAAGCUGCUCAAAGAUGCCAACAACUUAAACAAAAUAUGGAAAAUUCUAGUCAAAAUCAUAGUCCCGAUACUGAAAACUCGGCAGUAGUUAUACAAAAAAUAUGGCGCGGCUAUAGAACUCGCAAGAAAACUAAGGAUAUUGCGGAAAAAUUACUAAAGAAACGAACUCACGAAUAUAUAGAUAAAUUAACCAAAGAUAUGGAGAUGACGAAGGCUCAGUUAGAAAAUGAGCGCAAAAUCCAACAAUUGCAAAUGCAGGCCAUUAAUGCAUUAUGGAAAAAAGUCUCGUCCAUGCAGAAUACAACAGCUACCAACACCAACACGACAAUCGAUAGUCAAAAUGUGGAAAACACCAGUUCAACGACAUCGAUAGGGAAUCAACCGGGUCAAAAUACAUUAAGCUUGGAUAAUAGUUCAACAACGGUGGUCAAUGAUUUGGCUAAAACCUGCACGAUGUUAACGAAUCAGGUCCAGCAAUUGCAAGGUUCUAUGAGGGAUAUUUUGAAUUGCCUUACAUUGUUUUGCAAUUUGCCGCAAGAAAAUGUCAAACGUCUUUUAACCGCAGGAGUAGCUGAAGCUUUAUCGACUACACCCCACAACGUUGCACACGUCGCUAACUCCGCCACCACCACCUCCAACAUCUCAACAAAUGUAGAGAAAAAAGAUUCUGCUGCUACUCAAACAGAAAUUGUAGCCGUACAUACGCCCCAGUUGGAAAGUCAAUCAAAUUUUCCUUUUAUAAAAAUACGACCUUCAACGUUGCCUUUAAUAGAAUCACAAAAUCCUAAUACACCAAGUAAUUGUAACAAUGUCACUACCACCGCUACAGACACCGAAAACACCACUGAAACACCAACCAACCAAAGGCCUUCUUUAGAGGAAAGCGGUAUCGCCAGCACUGACGACGUGCGUAGUUCAAAUGAUUCCGUAUCAAUUGUUGAGAAACAAGACGAGGACGAGAAACAUAAUUUAAAUUUGACCACAACGAUUAGUGGCUAAUGAAAUUUGCAAAGUGAAAGAAAUGAAAAGACAACAAAGUGAUAGAUAUUUGUAUUUUAUUAAAAUGUAUUUUUCACAUUGAUAUAAGUUUAAAAUUAUCACAUAGAACAUAAAAAUCAUACAACAAACAAUUUUAAAAUUAACAACAAAAUCCGCCAGCACCUUUUUUUCGCAAGACAUGCUUAAAAAACAAACAGCAAACUAAAUUUUAAAAUCAAACAUCGAUAGUAGAAAAAUGCCAUUAGAUUUUUAUUAUUUUGAUUUUUGCAUUAAAAUUCGAAUUGUCUCUAGUUUCUUAUCCUCACCACACUCAUAAACACUCACUCUUUCUCAGGCUCGUAGUCGUUUCUAUUUUUAAAUGAAUGAAUGUGAAUGAAUGUUUUUCACAAGAAUGCUUAAUAAAAAAGGAUCUCAAAUAUUUUUACAUUACAUUAGUAUUUAUUAUUAUUAUCUUGUAGCUUUUGCAUUAAAACAACAAAACAAAAAUUACAAAUCAACCUGAUAUAAAAUUAAAAAAUAAAAAUAAAAUUAACAAACUGACCACCAGUUUAUUAAACCAAAUAUGAAAA